Molecule: messenger RNA, 2521 nt
Organism: Microplitis mediator
Lineage: Eukaryota; Metazoa; Arthropoda; Insecta; Hymenoptera; Braconidae
Exons: 2
Coding region: 901-1551 (216 amino acids)
Source: RefSeq, a predicted model, not a curated record
AAACAGUUCCCAGCAUCUCAAGAAAAUGAACGAAGGUAUACAGAAUGCAUCCAAGUCUACAUCUGAAAUAGCAAACCAGACACUGGAGCAAGGCACGCACCAAGAACUUGCUAAUACGGAACCCUACAUGAUACUUGAUAACAUGGAUUGCUCAAUGUCAAUCAAUACAGAGACUAUUUUCACCAUGUUUAACAAUUUAAGCAAGCAAAUAAAUAUGAAUACUAACAAAAUCGAAGAGCAAAUCGAAAAAAGCCAACAGAACAACGUAGAGGCUAUUAAACAAGUAAAGAAAGAGCUAAUAGGUCAGCUGGACGGCAUCAAAGCGAGACAAGACAAACUCGAAGCUGACAUCGGAAAUAUCAAGUCCGGCAAAAUCAGCAUUCCAUCAGUUCAAGGCAUCACUCCAGAGCUGGAAGAAACUCAAGUAAAAAUCAAACAGCUCGAAAAUAUGAUCUACCAACAAGAAAAACUCACCGAACAAAUGAAUAUUAACGUCAAAAACCACGAAUGGACAGAUCGCAGCCUUACAACUGAUGCAAACAACGGUAGCACGUCUGUUCACCCGCGGACAAAUCACCCGCGACAUUUCACCCACGACAUUUCACCCGACGACAAUACACCCCCAGAAAAUAUACCCUCAGACCAAAUCACUCGUGACAAUACACCCGCAAAUAAAAUCAAUCGUAAAUUCCCACUGUUUUUGAAUCGACAUUUCAUGCCACCUAUCGGUCAAUAUUAUUCUUAAUUAUCGUGGAUACAUCCCGUAUGUCAUUGUGAAACACCUUAAUUUUCAAUAUAUUUCGUGCUAUCAGACUAAAGUACUAUAUUAUAAAGCAAAACAUGUGAUCAAAAAUCAUAAUUGAAGUUAUAUAUAAAGUGUUAUCAAUUAUUAAUUUUAAAAUGCCAUUGAAAUUUAUCAAAUCCCAACUAGGAAAAAAUUUAUUAAUACAUGAAGGAUACGUUUAUACCUGUAAAAGCUUAAAUAAAAAAAGUGUGACUUGGCGUUGUAAUGAACACAGCGGAAAAUUUGCUUGUUCUGUUAUUGUUCAUACGACAACCGAUGAUAAAAAUGGAAAUAUUAUUGGAGAUCCUCCGGUACAUGAUCAUCCCGCCGAUUUAGUCGAUGUGAAAGCCAAGCGUAUUCGAACAAAUUUGAAACGUCGUGCCGUCAAUGAUGAUGUCGGACCAAUUGCUAUCAUAGAUAAUGUCGUCAAAAAUAUUAAGUCACCUGUUAUUGCUCGUUUGGGUUCAGUUGCAUCUAUGCAGCAUACGAUACAACGCGCUCGACAAGGAAAAGUGCCCAAGGUUAAAGAAACGGUGCUUUCUGAUUUUACUGUACCUGACGAGUUACGCUGUACUUCCAAAAACGAACCAUUUUUGCUCUAUGAAAGCGGGAGUCGUCGGAAUCGCUAUUUGAUAUUUUCAACUGACGCUAAUUUGAAAAAAUUAAGUGAAUGUGAAAUUUGGUGUGGAGAUGGGACAUUUCGUACUGUUCCGGCCAUGUUUCAACAGAUGUAUUUGUUGCGUAAUCACAACUACAUUCAAAUUUGAAUGUAGUUGAACUUCCGGCAAAUAGAGGCAGCACCUACUGGGGCCUAGUGUCCAUCUAUGGGAACUUGACUUGCACUGUGGGACGCAUGCGCAUGAAUUUAUCCUGCCUCGUGGCAAGAAGACCGACGCCAUUAUCUAUUCGUUUAUACAAUUUCAAGUGUCACCACGUGUCUUGUAUAAUCUAUUAAAAUUGCGCUCAUCUCGAGUAAAUCAUUAAAAGUAAUCAAUAAACUACGUUAAGGGUUCAUAACUCUAUCAAAAAAUAUAAUUAUUUUUAUAAUUGCGAGCUCAGAGCUCAAAAAAUAAAUAUAAAACAACUUCAAGAAAUCCAGCGUUCUACAACCUGUUCCUGACGAGGUUAUAUCAUCGAGAAAGCAACAGGUGCAUUAUUUAUUAAACAUUUACUUGCUAUCAGUGCUCAAUUAAUUUAAAAGACUCAGUUUUAUUAUUUAUUUAAUUAUCAUUAUGCUCAAUUUCUUAAUUAAUUUCAAAGUUAUAUUUCGCUCAGUAGCCUCUGCUAUCAUGCUACCACGUGUUCAACAAAUAAAUUAAAAUCAGUGUAAUUUAUCAUGAGCUCAUUAAAUUCAAUUCAAUUAAGUGAUCAUCACUAUUAAAACUCAAUAACAAAAAUAUUUAUGUAUUCAGUGCUAUUAAAAAUAGUAAUUAAUGUGUUCAAUAAUUCACUUCGCUCAGUAACCUCUGACAUCAUGUUACUUAUUAUCAUGACAUUUUUGCAUUCAACUCAGUGUUCAAUUAAACUCAACUUGAUUAUUUUUAAUUCAUUAUUUACUCGAGCUCAACUCAAUAAUUUGCAUUCAAUUAUUCACGUAUUCAUGAGCUCAGACAUUCAAACAGUAUUUAUAAAUUAAAUAAACUAUUUAAUUUGCAACCCAGUGAUAUUUUGUGCUGUGACAAAUAAAAAUAUUGUUAUAUUUUCAAAUUUGCGUAUUUUUCAAACAUCCCAACCACC